AUGGACGGCAUGCACCUUUACAACCUGACGCUGCAGCCUUCCGGCAGCGUCAAUGCGACCGUGGUGGGUCAGUUCUCAGGCAUGCGGCAGCAGGAGAUCGUCGUCGCAAAGGGCAGUCGUCUCGAGCUUCUGAGACCCGAUACGCAGACAGGCAAAGUCGACACGGUGCUCUCCCACGAUGCUUUCGGCGUGGUGCGUAGCUUGGCCUCCUUUCGACUCACCGGUGGCUCCAAGGACUAUCUCAUCGUCGGCUCCGACUCGGGGAGAAUCGUCAUUCUCGAGUAUCAACCGAAAACCAACUCGUUCGACAAGGUGCAUCAGGAGACGUUCGGACGAUCCGGUUCUCGCAGAAUCGUACCAGGGCAGUACCUCGCUACAGAUCCCAAGGGUCGCGCCACCAUGAUCGGCGCCAUGGAGAAGGCCAAGCUCGUAUACAUUCUGAACAGAGACGCUCAGGCAAACCUCACCAUUUCAAGUCCGCUCGAAGCGCAUCGACCCAAUGGCAUCAUCCAUCACAUCAUCGGCGUCGACGUAGGCUUCGAGAACCCUCUUUUCGCUUGUCUCGAGGUCGACUAUUCUGACUCUGACCACGAUCCAUCAGGACGUGCAUUCGAAGAAGCCGAAAAGGCGCUCACCUACUACGAACUCGAUCUUGGUCUCAAUCACGUCGUGCGCAAGUGGUCCGAGCCCGUCGAUCCGCGGUCAAAUCUGCUCAUUCAGGUGCCAGGCGGGUACAAUCAGAAUCUGGAGAAGUGGGACGGACCAAGUGGUGUUCUCGUCUGCAGCGAAGACUACAUUACCUACAAACAUCAGGACCAGCCAGAGCACCGUGUUCCCAUCCCAAAGCGGCUCAACCCUAUCGAAAAGACAUCAGAAAGGCGAGGCACGCUGAUCGUCGCAAGUGUGCUGCACAAGAUGAAGAACGCCUUCUUCUUCCUCGUCCAGACAGAAGACGGCGACCUGUUCAAGAUCACGAUGGAGCAUCAGGACGACGAGAUCCGCUCGCUCAAGAUCAAGUAUUUCGACACUGUCCCAGUCGCAUCCGGUCUAGCCAUCUUGCGGUCAGGCUUCCUAUUUGUGGCGUCCGAGUACGGCCCACAGCUGCUUUACUCAUUCCAGAAGCUUGGUGAUGACGACGACUUGCCCGAGUACAUUUCAACCGACUACGACGAGAAUGGCGCUGGCCGACGACGUCCACAGCUGCCCACGUUCACACCGAGGCCGCUCGACAACCUCGUGCAGGUCGACGAAGUGCCAAGCCUCGAGCCCAUCCUCGACGCCAAGCCUCUCAAUCCGCUGGCGUCGGACUCGCCACAGAUCUUUGCUGCCUGCGGACGAGGCGCAAGAAGCAGUCUCAAGAUGUUGCGGCAUGGUCUCGAAGCGCAAGAGGCGGUAAGCUCAGACUUGCCUGGUGUGCCCAGCGCAGUGUGGACGACCAAGAUCACACGGCAGGACGAACAUGACAGCUAUAUCAUACUCAGCUUCGUCAAUGGAACGCUCGUUCUCAGCAUCGGAGAGACGAUCGAAGAGGUAUCAGAUAGCGGAUUCCUAACCUCAUCGCCCACGCAUGCGGUACAGCAAUUGGGCGAAGACGCUCUUUUGCAGGUGCACCCGCACGGCAUCCGUCACGUUCUUGUGGACAAGCAGAUCAACGAGUGGGCUACACCGAGUCUUCCCAAUGGCAGACAGACGACCAUCGUGGCGACAUGCACCAAUGAGCGCCAGGUGGUGGUUGCGCUUAGCAGCAACGAACUGGUCUACUUUGAACUCGACAUGGACGGCCAACUCAACGAGUAUCAGGAGCGCAAAGCUAUGGGCGCCGCUGUGCUCACGAUGAGUAUGGCUGAUUGUCCUGAAGGCCGUCAGAGAACACCUUAUCUUGCCGUUGGCUGCGAUGACUCCACCGUGCGCAUCAUCUCGCUCGAGCCCACCUCGACAUUAGCUUCCAUCUCGAUCCAGGCCCUCACAGCACCUGCGUCCAGCAUCUGCAUAGCCGAGAUGCACGACGCCACCAUCGACCGCAACCACGCGACAACCUUCGUCAACAUUGGCCUCCAGAACGGCGUCCUCCUUCGCACCGUCCUAGAUGCCGUGACGGGUCAGCUGACGGACACAAGAACGCGUUUCCUGGGAAGCAAGGCGGUGCGCCUGAUCCGAACCAAAGUGCACGGUCAGCCAGCUGUUAUGGCUUUGAGCACGCGAACAUGGCUUUCGUAUACGUAUCAGGAUCGUUUGCAGUUCGUACCGCUCAUCUUUGACGCUUUGGAUCACGCGUGGUCUUUCAGCGCCGAGCUGUGUCCUGAGGGCUUGAUCGGUAUCGUAGGAAGCACGCUUCGCAUCUUUACCAUCCCAUCGCUCGCGAGCAAGUUGAAGCAGGACUCCGUGUCGCUGUCGUACACGCCGCGCAGGAUCGCCCACCAUCCGAACGAACAAGGCCUGUUCUACGUGGUCGAGGCCGAGCACCGAACACUGUUGCCAGGUUCGCAACGCAGACGGACCGAACUGCUCGAGAAGGAGCUCAAACCGCAUCAGCGAGGUGUGCUGGACCUCAAUCCGGCCGAGUUCGGCCUGAUAAGUGCCGAAGCAGGCAACUGGGCAAGCUGCAUCCGUGUUGUAGAUGGUGUGCAGUCGCAAACGACAUUCAAGCUUGAGUUGGACGACAACGAAGCAGCAUUCAGCAUAGCGGUCGUACCUUUUGCGAGUGCCGAAAAGGAGGCGAUGGUCGUCGUCGGCUCCGCGGUCGACGUCGUUCUGUCUCCGCGCUCGUUCAAGAAGGCAUACCUCACGACCUACCGCCUGGUCAACGACGGACGCGAGCUCGAGGUGCUGCACAAGACCGAGGUGGAUGACGUACCGCUGGUACUGCGUGCCUUCCAAGGCCGACUUCUCGCAGGUGUCGGCAAAGCGCUUCGCAUCUACGAUCUGGGCAAGAAGAAACUGCUCCGCAAGUGCGAGAACAAAUCUUUCGCCACGGCUGUCGUCUCGCUCGACGCGCAAGGAUCCCGUAUCGUGAUCGGCGACAUGCAGGAAAGCAUCGUGUUUGCCAGCUACAAACCGCUCGAGAAUCGCCUCGUCGUGUUUGCCGACGAUGUCAUGCCCAAAUUCGUCACGAGGUGUACGAUGCUGGACUACGACACGGUUGCUGCUGCGGACAAGUUCGGCAACGUCUACGUCUUGAGGAUCGACGCCAACACGAGCAGAAGUGUCGAUGAGGAUCCAACGGGAAUGACGAUCGUCCACGAAAAGCCGGUUCUGAUGGGUGCGCCUCACAAGGCAACGUUGGUGGCACACUUUUUCGUCGGCGACAUCAUCACGUCGCUUCACCGCACAGCCAUGGUUCCUGGCGGUCGAGAAGUGAUCCUCUACACCGGUCUAUCUGGGACCAUCGGUGCACUGGUUCCCUUUGUCAGCAAGGAAGACGUCGACACUUUGUCGACGCUUGAAUCGCACAUUAGGCAGGAGAACAACAGCCUCGUAGGGAGAGAUCACCUGGCUUACCGGAGCAGCUAUGCUCCGGUCAAGAGCGUCAUCGAUGGAGAUCUUUGCGAGACGUUCGGAUCGCUUCCACCGGCGAAGCAGAACGCGAUUGCAGGUGAGAUGGAGAGAAAGCCGAGCGAGAUCAACAAGAAGCUGGCGCAGUUGCGCGAGGGCUCUACCGGGUUCUGA
Messenger RNA from Pseudozyma hubeiensis SY62, 3666 nucleotides. RefSeq lists its product as hypothetical. The transcript has a single exon. Gene Ontology annotation, molecular function: protein binding; U2 snRNA binding. Gene Ontology annotation, biological process: mRNA splicing, via spliceosome. The record is from RefSeq and is a predicted model, not a curated record. NCBI's taxonomy places the organism in Eukaryota, Fungi, Basidiomycota, Ustilaginomycetes, Ustilaginales, Ustilaginaceae. The coding region runs from base 1 to 3666 and encodes 1221 amino acids. Gene Ontology annotation, cellular component: U2 snRNP; nucleus.